AUGUCACUAAACUGGGCCGAUGAAACAGAGAUGGAGGAGAAGGCAAGGGAGACCGAGCUAAAGGAGAACCCACAGCUCGCUGAGGAGCAGCGAAAGAUUGAGGAGAGAGAGAGAGCCGCGAAUGAGGAGAAGCUCAGAGCGAGAGAGGAGUUGCUCCAGCAGCAGCAGCAGGCACAGGCUCAGGCGCAUCAGACCUUCCAGAGACAGCAGCAGGAGUACAGCAGAGGUGGUCGUGGUGGUCGUGGUGGCUACCAGGGUCAGGGCGGCUACAACAGAGAUGGUGGCAACAACAACUACCAGCAGGGCGGCUACAACAACAAUAGAGACGGUGGCAGUGGACGUGGUGGCUACAACAACAACAACAACAGCAACUACCAGCAGGGCGGCUACAACAAGCCAAGCUACGGUGGCAACAGAGGUGGUUUCAACAACAGCAGAGACGGCAUGAACAACAGCGGCGACAGACAGCAGCAGUACAACAACGAAAGACCUCAGUACAACAACGACCGCAACAACAACGCCGGCGGCGAGAAUGGCGGCUCGAGAUACCAGCAGCCACAGAGACCCAAGUACGACAACACCGAGAUGACCGUCGUUGUCACUGGCUACGAAUUCCAGAACAGACAGCCCGAUGAGGUCAAGAACGACUUGGGCAACUUCAUUGAGCAGCACUCACGAUUCUCUGCCGAGGAGAAGCCAAAGAUCGAGAAGAUCGACUUUGGUCGUCAGGGCGCUGUCGCCUACAUCGUCAUGAAGGACAAAGAGUCCAUCGAGCGCGCCUGUCAACUCAACGGCGAGUGUCUGCCCGGCAGCACCGCCGCUCUGGUCUUCCAGACGCACGCCGAGAGCAAGCAGCAACUUAGACAGCAGCAGCAGCCUCAGCAAGGAGGAUCGUUGAGGACCUCAUUUGGCGGACAGCAAUCGUCUUCGGGCACUGGUGCGCCAAAGCCCAGCCCAUUUGGUGGCGCCGUGCCAGUCGACACCGACAAGUUUAUGCGUGAGCGCUUCGAGAAACCCGACCAGCAAUCCCAGCAGCAGCAAGAGGGCGACCAAUCACAGUCUGCCCAGCCUGUGCAGCAGGACGACGGCUCCAACUCCCAGCCAUCCAACCAACCUCAACAAUCACAACCUUACCGAUACAACAAGGACAAGCCAGCCAGGAGGAUGCAGUCGUCUGGCGACAACACAAACAGUCUGAACAGCAGCGGCGGCAGCAGUAGUCAGGCCAAACCAUUUGGUGACAAGCCAUACCGCAACAACAACACGACACCAUUUAACAAGAACGAGCGUCCACAAAAGAAAGAGAACAAGCCCGACGAAGAAGGAUGGAUCGAGACACGUGGUGGCAAGAUCAAGGAGCCAAAGAGCAAGCCUGCUGCUCAGACCGCCAAAAAGGAGGCUGUUCAGAACAAGUUUGCUGUCUUGAACCUUGAGGACGACGAAGACAACUAG
Molecule: messenger RNA, 1452 nt
Organism: Acytostelium subglobosum LB1
Lineage: Eukaryota; Evosea; Eumycetozoa; Acytosteliales; Acytosteliaceae
Exons: 2
Coding region: 1-1452 (483 amino acids)
Source: RefSeq, a predicted model, not a curated record